AUGGGUGUUCGAACGUUUUUCAAGAAGAGGUCACUCAAAGUCUCCGACGACAGGGUGACCAAAGCCGCAGACCUUAGCUUACGCGAGUCCAUCUGGCCCAUUGCACUUGUCACAGUCUUGUUCUUCCUCUGGGGCUUCAGCUAUGGCCUCUUGGACACCCUGAAUAAGCAUUUCCAGGUGACUUUGAAUAUUGAUCGAGCAAGGUCUGCUGGACUGCAAGCUGCCUACUUUGGUGCCUACCCGCUUGCUUCUCUCGGCCAUGCCGCGUGGAUCCUACGACACUACUCCUACAAGGCCGUUUUUAUCUGGGGACUCAGUCUCUAUGCUAUCGGCGCCUUGAUUGCAAUUCCCUGUAUCAAAGCAAAGUCCUUUGGAGGUUUUUGUGCCGCCAUUUUCAUCAUCGGCAAUGGUCUUGGGUCUCUUGAGACAGCUGCCAACCCUUUUAUCACUGUCUGCGGCCCUCCCAAAUAUGCCGAAAUGCGAAUCAAUCUGUCACAAGCCUUCAACGGUAUUGGCUCGGUCGUUGCACCCGUUCUGGGUUCUUAUGUAUUCUUCAACUUUGACGAUGAAAAAGCAUUGGCAAACGUGCAGUGGGUGUAUCUUUCCAUCGCUGUAUUCGUCUUGCUGCUCGCCACCUUGUUCCUUUUCUCAAACAUCCCUGAGAUUACUGAUGCUGAUAUGGCUCAUCAGGCCGAAUCCUCCAACUCAGAUACUCAUGACAAGCCACUACGCAAGCAAUACCGACUAUUCCACGCCUCUUUCGCACAGUUCUGCUACUGCGGAGCUCAAGUGGCUAUUGCAAGCAUGUUCAUCAACUAUGCAACCGAAACAAGAAAGAACACCAGCGAUUCCACUGGCUCCAAACUCUUUGCGGGUGCACAGGCUGCAUUUGCUGUCGGUCGUUUCUUCGGCGUGUUCCUCAUGAAGUAUUUCAAGCCUCGCCACAUCUUCCUCGCGUUCUUGAGCAUGUGUGUGAUUUUCAUCUGCCCUGCAAUUACAGAGAGAGGCGAUACAGGAAUUGCCAUGCUUUACGUGGUAUUGUUCUUUGAAUCCAUCUGUUUCCCAACAAUUGUCGCUCUUGGCAUGAGAGGUCUCGGCCGACACACGAAGCGCGGUAGCGGCUUUAUCAUCGGUGGAGUCAUUGGUGGUGCUUGCGUUCCCCCUCUUACUGGUGUAGCAGCAGACAGACAUGGCACAGGAAUGGCCAUGGUUGUUCCUUUGGCGUUCUUUGUGGCAGCUUGGAGCUUUCCGUUCUGCGUCAAUGUUCUCCCUGGCUACAAGAAGGGUAUUGAUGCUUUUGAGAACACUGAGAACGAGCCAUCUAGUAUCGCCGAGUGGGGAGAGAAGGGCAGCCAAGAUGAGCAACGCCAUGAGACAGUGGUUGGGGAGGUCAAGGCCUGAUGGAUCUCAGUACUUUUUGGUGGGCUUUUUGUCCAUGGUGCAGUGACCUUAUUCUAUUCUACGUAUUUCUGAGACAAUCUACUGGUAUUUAUUAUACCACUUGGAUCGACCUUAGGGUCUAACAAUAAAAUCAAGUGGCUACAA
Messenger RNA from Fusarium oxysporum Fo47, 1545 nucleotides. Its product is annotated as major facilitator superfamily domain-containing protein. Gene Ontology annotation, biological process: transmembrane transport. The record is from RefSeq and is a predicted model, not a curated record. Bases 1 to 1401 code for a protein of 466 amino acids. NCBI's taxonomy places the organism in Eukaryota, Fungi, Ascomycota, Sordariomycetes, Hypocreales, Nectriaceae. Gene Ontology annotation, molecular function: transmembrane transporter activity. The transcript is spliced from 4 exons.